Paracoccidioides lutzii Pb01 is the source of this 255-nucleotide messenger RNA. RefSeq lists its product as hypothetical. The record is from RefSeq and is a predicted model, not a curated record. The transcript has a single exon. Bases 1 to 255 code for a protein of 84 amino acids.
AUGCUGGUGAUUAGUUACCCAACUCUGGAGAGCAUCUACGAAACCCCCGAGGGCGACAGCCCGGCGGAGCGCAUAUCCCGCGCCCGCCAACCAACCGUGCGCGGCGUUGCAACGUCUGGGCAUGGGAAGGUUAGUGACUUGCCACUAGCCUUCCAGAUCUCACUGACCCCCGACGAAAGGGGCACGAGUCUUGGGAAAGCCCUCUCUCCCUGGCCUGAUUCGACCAGGGUUCUCCCAGUGGCGGGCUUCGGUUGA